Molecule: messenger RNA, 282 nt
Organism: Eurypyga helias (sunbittern)
Lineage: Eukaryota; Metazoa; Chordata; Aves; Eurypygiformes; Eurypygidae
Gene: KGD4
Product: mitochondrial ribosomal protein S36
Exons: 3
Biological process (GO): 2-oxoglutarate metabolic process
Source: RefSeq, a predicted model, not a curated record
GUAGUCAAGCCACAUACUCCGUUAAUUAAGUUCCCAGACCGAAAAAGUAGUCCCAGACCUAAAAUACAGGAAUCUCUACAAGCAAGCGUGCCAUCUCUCCUUGCUUCAAAAGCACAGGAAUCUUCAGGAGGCAGUUCGCUGGCAUUUCAAAAUAUGUCACCUAUUAGACUACAAGGUACACCAGACACUUCUGAAUUAGCAAGAACCUUACCUCAGAAGUACAGAAGGAAACUCAUGUCAGAUGAAGAGAUUGAAUAUAUUCAACGUGGAGGCCCAGAGUGA